CUCCUACAAUUUGUUCAUAGGUUACUAACUCGUAACUAUGCCUAAUAGUACAACUCUUUUCUUGCAAUGUCUGAUGGGCAUGCAAUGCAAGGACUUUGCCAUAAUCGCAGCCGACCAGACGAACACACAGAGCAUUAUCGUCAUGAAACAUGAUGAGAACAAAUUCUAUCACAUUUCGGAUCAGCUGGUGAUGGGCGUCAUCGGAGACCCAGGAGACAGGGUGCAGUUUGCACAGUUCAUCGCCAAGAACGUUCAGCUUUAUAAGAUGAGGAACGGGUACCAGCUCACCACACCAGCUGCGGUUCAUUUCACCAGGAAGACUCUGAUGGAAGCUUUGAAAACAGGGAACCCAUCGAUGGUGAACAUGCUGGUAGCGGGUUAUGACCCGGAGAAUGGAGGACAGCUGUACACCGUGGACUUUUUAGCUUCCAGCGUGAGGGUGCCAUUUGGGGUACAUGGGUUUGGAGGCCUGCUCAGCUUGGGCAUACUAGACCGAUUUCAUAAGCACGAAAUGACAGAAGACGAAGCCUAUGAAGUAAUAAAACAAUGUGUCUUUGAAGUCCACUCGAGGUUGUUCGUGAGUCUACCGAACUUCUUCGUGAAGAUUAUCAACAAAGACGGAAUUAAGGACAUGCCUAUCAUUACACCGGCUACGUAUAUAUUGAAAGCUCAAGGUUAGCUGAAGCAAACUGUU
Molecule: messenger RNA, 694 nt
Organism: Spodoptera litura
Lineage: Eukaryota; Metazoa; Arthropoda; Insecta; Lepidoptera; Noctuidae
Product: proteasome subunit beta type-2
Biological process (GO): proteasomal protein catabolic process
Cellular component (GO): proteasome core complex; nucleus; cytoplasm
Source: RefSeq, a predicted model, not a curated record